This is a messenger RNA of Diceros bicornis minor, 348 nucleotides long. RefSeq lists its product as uncharacterized. NCBI's taxonomy places the organism in Eukaryota, Metazoa, Chordata, Mammalia, Perissodactyla, Rhinocerotidae. Bases 1 to 348 code for a protein of 115 amino acids. The transcript is spliced from 2 exons. The record is from RefSeq and is a predicted model, not a curated record.
AUGGCUCGGGUGACCAGGACACCACAAGCUUCUAGCACAGUUAUGGAACAACCAAGACAACGGACUCCAAACACCAAAGAGAGGAAGAAGAGCAAGGCAUCCUGUCAACCCAGGUCCAGAGGCAGCGUCAAGGUGGCCAAGAAAACCAUGGGGGCAAAGAGAUCCCUUAAAAGGAGUUUGAGAAAAAAAGCCUCUCCAAAAAAUCCCACCUCUUCAACGAAAUCUAAGAAAGCUAGAGGAACAGCACUAUUCGGUCACUAUCACAGGCUGAAUGAAGAACUGAGUCAAAAUGAGCCAGAGAGCGUGGAGGAGCCCACCACUUCACAUGACUACCUGGGCAGCCAGUGA